Eruca vesicaria subsp. sativa (arugula) is the source of this 1385-nucleotide messenger RNA. The record is from the annotation of a GenBank genome assembly. NCBI's taxonomy places the organism in Eukaryota, Viridiplantae, Streptophyta, Magnoliopsida, Brassicales, Brassicaceae.
AGAAGAGAAUGGCUUCCAUGGCUGCCGUCCUCAACAAAUCCCCUUUCCUCUCUCAGCCUCUCCCCAAAUCCCAAUCCUCCCAUCUCCCCUUCUCCGCCGUCUCCUUCCCCUCCAAACCACUCCGACAAGGAGUAAUCCGUGCUGGUUUGAUCGCCCCCGACGGAGGGAAGCUCGUGGAGCUCGUGGUGGAGGAGCCGCGGCGGAGGGAGAAGAAGCACGAGGCGGCGGAGCUUCCUCGCGUGGAGCUGACGGAGAUCGACGUGCAGUGGAUGCACGUGCUGAGCGAAGGCUGGGCAAGUCCGCUCGGAGGAUUCAUGAGAGAAUCCGAGUUCCUCCAAACUCUUCAUUUCAACUCGCUGCGUCUUGACGACGGAUCAGUCGUCAACAUGUCGGUGCCUAUCGUCCUCGCUAUUGACGACGAGCAGAAGGCCAGUAUCGGCGACUCUAAACGCGUCGCGCUUGUUGGUUCAGAUGGUAGCCCCGUCGCUAUCCUCAGCGACAUUGAGAUUUAUAAACAUCCCAAGGAAGAGAGAAUAGCAAGAACUUGGGGUACGACAGCUCCAGGUUUACCUUAUGUAGAAGAAGCUAUCACCAACGCUGGAAACUGGCUGAUUGGGGGUGAUCUUGAGGUUCUUGAGCCUGUCAAGUACAAUGAUGGCCUUGACCGUUUCAGGCUUUCCCCUGCUGAGCUUCGUAAGGAGCUGGAGAAGCGUGGUGCGGAUGCUGUCUUUGCCUUCCAGCUUAGGAACCCGGUUCACAACGGUCACGCCCUUCUUAUGACUGAUACUAGGAGGAGACUUCUUGAGAUGGGAUAUAAGAACCCUAUUCUUUUGCUCCAUCCGUUAGGAGGGUACACAAAGGCUGAUGAUGUUCCUCUGAGUUGGAGGAUGAAGCAGCACGAGAAGGUGCUAGAGGAUGGUGUUCUUGAUCCAGAGACUACAGUUGUUUCCAUAUUCCCGUCUCCUAUGCAUUACGCUGGUCCAACGGAAGUGCAGUGGCACGCAAAGGCUAGAAUCAAUGCUGGUGCUAACUUCUACAUCGUGGGUCGUGAUCCAGCCGGGAUGGGUCACCCUGUAGAGAAACGUGAUCUUUACGAUGCUGACCAUGGAAAGAAAGUACUAAGCAUGGCCCCUGGACUCGAAAGACUUAACAUCCUUCCUUUCAGGGUUGCUGCAUAUGACAAGACACAAGGAAAAAUGGCUUUCUUUGAUCCCUUGAGACCUCAAGAUUUCUUGUUCAUCUCCGGCACUAAGAUGCGCACAUUGGCCAAGAACAAAGAAAACCCUCCGGAUGGAUUCAUGUGCCCAGGUGGAUGGCAAGUUCUGGUUGAUUACUAUGACAGUUUGACUCCGGCAGGUAAACAACCGGAAGUGGUUCCGGCCUAA